This is a messenger RNA of Girardinichthys multiradiatus, 3787 nucleotides long. It is a transcript of the gene crbn, whose product is annotated as cereblon. The record is from RefSeq and is a predicted model, not a curated record. Gene Ontology annotation, biological process: protein ubiquitination. Lineage: Eukaryota; Metazoa; Chordata; Actinopteri; Cyprinodontiformes; Goodeidae. Bases 77 to 1417 code for a protein of 446 amino acids. Gene Ontology annotation, cellular component: Cul4A-RING E3 ubiquitin ligase complex. The transcript is spliced from 11 exons.
GGCGCUCUUCCCUUCAUGUGAGCGCGGCACAUAGAAGAAGCCGUAGAAUAAGAGUUGGCAUUGUAAACACAAGGAUAUGGCUGACGAGGAAGGCGGAGGCGAAGACAACAUCAACGACAACAUGGGGAACCAUCUGCAUCUUCUACCAGGCAACGAGGAAGAAGAGGAGGAAGAUGACAUGGAGACUGAGGACCGAGACAGUGACGAGGCGGAAAAGCCCAACAUCAUCACCUUUGACCCCAGUCUUCCCACAUCUCAUGCGUACCUGGGUUCAGACAUGGAGGAGUUCCACGGGCGCACCGUGCAUGAUGACGACAGCUGCCAGACCAUCCCUGUGUUGCCUCACACAGCCGUGAUGCUGGUACCGGGUCAGACGCUGCCCCUGCAGCUCUUUAGGCCGCAGGAAGUCAGCAUGAUGCGCAGCGUUAUCCAGAAGGACCGAACCUUUGCAGUGCUCGCACACAGUGAUGCAGGUGAGCCCGAGGCCGAGUUUGGAACAACAGCUGAAAUAUACGCAUACCGAGAGGAGCAGGAGUACGGCAUUGAAACCGUCAAAGUGAAAGCCGUUGGGAGGCAGAGAUUUAAGGUCCAUGAGAUAAGAACUCAAGCUGACGGGAUCAGACAAGCUAAAGUGCAAAUCCUCCCUGAACGAAUCCUUCCAGACCCGCUCUCUGCCGUGCAGCUGACGCCCCUGUCCAGGCUCCACAUGUCCCCCUCUUCCAAACCCAGAGCUCAGGGCUGUAAAGAGGCACAGCGCUGGUUGAAUCAACAGAGGAAGUUUCACUGUGCCAGCCUGACUCCAUGGCCACCCUGGGUGUACUCUCUCUAUGACUCUGAGUCCCUCAUGAACAGAGUGAAAAAGCAGCUCCACGAAUGGGACGAGAACCUAAAGGAUGACUCACUCCCAACAAACGCCGUAGACUUCUCCUACAGGGUGGCGGCCUGUCUGCCCAUAGAUGACGCUCUGCGGCUCCAGCUGCUCAAGAUUGGCAGCGCAAUCCAGAGACUCCGCUGUGAGCUUGACAUCAUGGACCGGUGUACGUCAUUGUGCUGUAAACAGUGUCAGGACACAGAAAUCACAACAAAGAAUGAGAUCUUCAGUUUGUCCUUGUACGGCCCCAUGGCUGCAUACGUCAACCCUCACGGUUACGUUCAUGAAACUCUGACUGUCUACAAAGCCAACAACCUGAACCUGGUCGGCAGACCCUCCCCACUGCACAGCUGGUUUCCAGGGUACGCCUGGACCAUCGCUCAGUGCCGGACCUGUGGCUCUCAUAUGGGUUGGAAGUUCACGGCCACCAAGAAGGACUUGUCUCCGCCUCGCUUUUGGGGUUUGACCCGUUCGGCUAUGAUGCCCCGCAUCCCGCAGGGGGAGGGCGAGGACGGCAGAGAGGGUUCUCGUGUCUUCUGCCAGUGACUUCAGACCUUCCAGUCCUCCUUUAAAAAAAAAAAAAAAGAAAAAGCCUCGAUCUCCUGUCAGUGUCUAGCUGCAAAUACUUUCUUACUUAAUAGUCAUCAGUGCAUCACAAAAACUGUCACCUCUGGCAGGAAAUCCAUCACCAUAAUGGAUGGGGUUAUGGGGUCUUUGAAUGGCACAUUUCAGAGUAGAUUUUAUGAGGUCGGAUGAAAUAAUUGCUUUAAUGAGCUUAAGUUGCGGCAGCGAGAUGUUGCUAGUGAGAAAGAAAAGGAGGCUGACUGGGAACGUGCGUUUAACAUCUCUGCAUGCAGCAGCUACACAUCAAGCUGUUUUUUUUUGUAUACAAAGCAAUAUGGCUGAAGGUUCACACACCUACACACAGACGCAAAAUGGUUGGCUGAUUGCAUCGUGCUUUAUGAUCUCAACUGUUCUCUUCCUGCAAUGCAGAGUCUCAACUGCAUGCAGCUGGCACCUCUAUGGCAGCCGCUUAAUCUAGUGAACUUGUAAUUUCAGCUGUUUGUAUCUGAGAUAUUUUAUCUGUCAUAGAGCAGCGAGGAGAAGAGCACUGAGUUGAGGUUCAUCUCAGUAAUUUAGAAUAUCAUUGAUAUGUUCAUCUAUUUCAGUAAUUCAGUGUAUAUAGAUUCAGUACACACAGAGUGAUAUAUUUAGAAUGUUUAUUUCUGCUAAUGUUGAUGCUUUUGCCUUACAGCUAAUAAAAACACUACAUUCAGUUUCUCCGAACAUUAAAGGUUUAAAUAAAGUGAAAAGGGAUUUUUAUGCAGAACUGUCAGGGCUUCUUUUGCAUGAAUGACUGCAUCACUGUAACAUGAAGGCCCCCAGGUUGCCUGUAGGAAGAAUAAUAAUUUGGGUAGGCAUUUGUCUUUUUUAGCACAGGUAAGACACUUGUGAUGUUGUCUCUGGUUCUGGAGUGGUUUAACACAAAGACAGCUGUAGUUCAAGUUCUGGAUACUUCUGUGUGGUAGCUCUUAAGGCUCUGACUCCCGCUGGGGUUUAUGUCUUGUUAAUCUUCCCCCAAACUCUUUACUGGGCUCGAGGUUAUCCCUGUUGGUUGUGUACAUUUUUCUACCACAGUUUUUCCUUCCACCCAACUUUCCAAUAAUAUGCUUGGAUACAGCAGUAUAUGAGCUGCCAGAUUCUUUCACAAUGACCUUUUUGUGGCUUAUCCUUUGCUACUGUGAAAAUCAUAUCAUGGUCGUAGCAUUUCUGGAAAUAUUUAAACUUAAUGUAUUAUUUCUGAGAAACUGUUUUUUGGUGUUUUCAUAUUCUGUUAGCAAUAACCAGCAAAAUUAACAGAAAUAAACACUUUAAAUAUAUCAUUCUAUGUGUAAUGAAUUUAUAUGAAAUGAGUUUCACUUUCUGAAUGUAAUUAUGAGAGUAAAGUAACUUGUCAAUCAUAUUUUAAUUUAUUAAGAUGCACUCAUGUAUAUGUAGAUCUAUGAUAAGGGGCUAUUUUUGGAAUGUUAGAUCUGAUGUUAUUUAGGUAUGCAAGAGUUUUUUUGGGGAUUCAUUUAACAUUCUUGCUGAUGUGUAGAGAAACUGCAGGUAUUUAUCACAGCUAUGUGUGUUUUUUUUUUUUUUUUUUUAUCUAAACAAAAACCAGGUGGUAGUACCAGUGAUCAUAAUAAUGUGUAAUAUACCUGAUAAAAUGUGCUUGAUUUGCAUUGAACAGAGGCUGGUUGUCUCAUCUGACGAAAUGCUUCAGCAGCCAAGCGUUAUCUCUGGUUGCACAAGUGAACAUUGGAUAUGUAUCUGUGCCUCAGGGCGGACUGUUUUAUAAAGGUCAAAGCUAAUUAAGACAGAGAGCAAAGCGGAGGUCUUGCCCUUCUCCAUUUAUUUUGUUCAUGACAUGUGGCAUGUUAAAAAUGCGGUGCCUACUCUCCAGCUCGACGUUCCUUUUGUUGCUUUGGGAAAUCUGUGAACCAGUCCUGAACAUAAGCUCAUAAACAGCAACUCGAUGAUAAGAUUCACAGCUUAUUGUUUCAUAAUAUCUGGGUUCUCUCAAGUUUGUUUUUCAUCCGUUUUUGCCGCUCUGCAGCAAACAUCCUGGGUCUUUCUGUGUAUUAUGUAACUGUUAUUCUACUGAUUUGUAGAUUAUCAUUUGAGCACAACGAGAAAUCAUACAAAAACUGGGAAUGUUGCUCUGCAAACAAUUUUUGUUGUUGUUUAUGGUUGACAUCUUUUAGACAACGGCUUCUUUUUUUUUUCCCUUCACUUAUUUGCUAAGGAAGAUGAUUAUUUACACAGCUCAUUUAAUCUUAAUCAUUCAGCUACAAACAACUCAAAUUAGAGGAACAGUUUGCAUGUUUUGUCUCAUUUCUCUGACUUGUACAAUAAAACAAGAAGUCCACA